This is a messenger RNA of Trematomus bernacchii (emerald rockcod), 3364 nucleotides long. RefSeq names its product asparaginase homolog (S. cerevisiae) (gene aspg). Lineage: Eukaryota; Metazoa; Chordata; Actinopteri; Perciformes; Nototheniidae. Gene Ontology annotation, biological process: amino acid metabolic process. Gene Ontology annotation, molecular function: protein binding; asparaginase activity. The record is from RefSeq and is a predicted model, not a curated record.
CCAGCAGUGUUUUUCAAGGGCAAAAAUACAGUGAGGGGUCUAAGAUGAGGAAUAGUCCUAUACUGUGUAGAUUACACUGGAAUAUGAUUCAAACUAUGGACCCACCCUCUGUUUAAUUCAUCACAUGGUAACGAUGGAAGCUGGUUGUUGUUGUAUAAAAGCCCGGAGAAGCGAUAGCAUCUCUCAGCCUGUCCUCAGCACUUGAAUAGCAACGUGUUGUGAACACUUACAAGAAGCUCCUUUAAAGCGGCAGCACCGGCUCACUGGUGGUGAAGCAUCAUGGCGGACUCCAGCUGCAACAACCUGACAUCCCUUGCAAGGGCUUUGUCACAGCCUACACUGAAUCUGAAUGAUAUGAACGAUGUUACCCUUAGUCCUACAAGAAGUAUUCCGCUGUUCAAAUGUCGAAGGAGAAAGUUGUCGAUCUGCAACUUGAUUGAAAGCGUUGAGCCUUCACCAAUCGCUCCAGAGGCACGAGUCCUGGUUAUCAACACCGGAGGAACCAUAGGGAUGACACUUCACGAUAAGGUGCUUGCUCCAAAAGCUAAUGCUUUUUUUGAGAGCCUACGGAAGUUGCCUAUCCUUCACGAUGAGUCUUAUGCCCAGCAGACCGGCAUGUACGACUACUAUGGACCUGAGAACAUCCUCGUCCUGCCGCUGAGUAAGGAAAAAAAGAGAAUAGUCUACACUAUUAUGGAGUACACACCCUUGCUGGACUCCUCCAAUAUGACUACAGAUGACUGGGGUAAAAUAGGAAAGGAUAUUGAGAAAAACUAUGAAAACUACGAUGGAUUUGUGAUCCUCCACGGCACAGACACUAUGGCUUACACUGCCUCUGCCCUGUCCUUCAUGUGUGAACAUUUAGGCAAACCAAUCAUUGUCACCGGAUCACAGGUGCCGAUCUAUGAGAUGAGGAAUGAUGGCAGAGACAACCUGCUGGGGGCGCUGCUGAUUGCUGGCCAUUUUGUCAUUCCUGAGGUGUGCUUGUAUUUCUACAACAACCUCUACAGAGGGAAUCGAUCUACCAAGGUGGAUGCUGGGAGUUUCAAUGCGUUCGCAUCUCCUAACUUGGCUCCUCUGGCCUGUGCUGAAGUGGACAUCACAAUCAACUGGGAUACAGUGUGGAGAGCAAACACCACAGCAAAGUUUCAUGUGAGCACUGAGCUGAACAGGAACGUGGGGCUGCUCAGGCUGUUCCCAGGAAUCACUUCUGCUACUGUGAAAGCUUUCCUGCAGCCGCCCAUGGAGGGUGUGGUCCUGGAGACGUAUGGCAGCGGAAAUGCCCCCGACAACCGUCCUCACCUGCUGGCCGUGCUGAAGAAGGCCACCGACAAUGGAGUCAUCAUCAUCAACUGCACCCAGUGUCUGAGGGGGACUGUGUCCGCGUCUUACGCCACCGGCAAGGUGUUGAUGGAUGCAGGGCUGAUAGCUGGAGGGGACAUGACUCCAGAGGCGGCCCUGUCAAAGCUGUCCUACGUUUUGGCCAAAAAAGAUAUAACUCUUCAUGCUAAGAAAAAGAUGAUGGCUCAGAACCUGCGAGGUGAGAUGAGCGCUGACUUGGCAGGAGCCAAGCUUUGUCUGAGCGAUAGCCGCUUCAUCCAGGUCAUCGCCAAGUCCCUGAGCAUCAGCUGCAAGGAGGAGCUGGAAGCCAUCCGUGAUGCCCUGACCCCCCCUCUGGCAUGUGCUGCUGCUAAGAUCGGAGACAUUGAAGCCUUGGAAGCCCUAAAGGAAAUGGGCAGUAACUUGUUUCUGGGGGACUAUGAUGGACGCACGCCGCUGCAUAUUGCCGCCUGUGAGGGCCACCUGAAACUGGUGAAGUACCUACUGAGUCAUGGAGCUACAGUCUAUGCUAAAGAUCGCUACGGCGACACACCCCUAUGCAACGCUGUCCGCUUCAGGCAAAAGGAGGUGGUGAAGCUGCUGAGAAAGACCGGAGCGCACUUCUCCAGAGACGAGUUGGAGGAAGCAGGAACUGAACUGUGCAGCCUGGCAGCCAACGGGGACAUGGAGGGCCUGGAAAUCUGGAGCCUUGCCGGAGCCGAUCUGAAUAAACCAGGCUACGACGGGCAGUCAGCAAUUCAAGUGGCUGAGGCUGCUGGCAAAAAGGAAAUGGUGGCCUUUUUACACCAACUCAAAAAAAAGACCGUAAUUGGUGAAUUUAAUGAAUGUGAUGAAUAUGAUGAUGAUGAUGAGAGCGAAGGGAUCGAGUUCAUCGCCGCCCCGACAGCACAGUGAGCUGACGCUGCCUCCACCAGCAUUACAUUACAUUACAUCUUCCUCGAUGUGCAUCCUCUUCCUCCCAAGCCGUCCUCUACACACCGUCCUAUUGAGUUUCAGAGUUGCUCUCACUUCGAAUGUUUAGAUUUGACUUUUGAUUUGAAGCCAUUACUUAUGUUUCCCUCCAAACUCCAAGCCAGCACAACAUUAUUUAGACACUGCCUUCACUAAAAUAUGCCCAAAAAAGGGCAACACUAUGUAUAUGUUUGAUUGUUGCACAGUAGUGUACGUAUGCAUUUAUAAGGAGAAACAUAUUAUCAUCCUGAAUGUGAAUGUUCAAUCAGGGAUAAUUGUGAAAUUCACCUGUUUUUAACAUGGAAAGUGCUGAAACCUCCCUUUACUCCUUCAAUGGAGGAUGGUUGUUAAAUACAUUUGUAUAUGUACGAAAAGAGUUAAAGAUCUCUGACUGCUGUAACAGUACUUUACAAAGUAGUGUGUGUUGCUGUAGCAAUAUAUAAAAAAUAUCUGAAACUACAGGGUACAUCACAGAUUUUAUUUUUAUGGGUAUUUUUACAGUGAGAUGCUAGAGAGUAUCAUGUUGACUCGGGAAAAUAUUGUUGUCUUUAUUGCAUCUGGGACGUUAUUCAGCUGUAGCUCUUGUCCACUGCCCUUUCCAUUUCCUGUUGCUAAAACAGGUACAACCAAAACCUGCAGUCACCUCUCCGACUCAUCCGGCCUGUUUGCUGCACUGAUUACCGAGCUUGAAGAGUGGCAUAUCUCACUCUGAGAUGGACUGGGGGAAUUUAGACUAUUGUUUGAGCCAGAUGAAGACUCCCAGUUCCCAGUUUCUGUAUUUUCUUUUACUUUGCGUCAACGAUCACAAACAAAUAACUUACUUUUCUUUCCUUAUCUUUGUUCUGUAAUGUGUAAAUGGUGUCAAACAUUUCUACUUUUGUUUGCUUUAAAAAGGGAAUUUUCUGUGAUUAAUGUGAUUUUAAAGUGCAACGAAAUGACAUGAAAAUGUUCCUGCUGUUUUCAAUGCUUUGUUAUUGUCCCGAUGUUGUAUUUACAAAAAGUGUAAAGGAUGGUCUUCUUCCUUCUGUGUAAAAAAAAAGAAAAACAACAGAAAUAAAUCUCUUGUAUCAAA